AUGUCGUCUUUCAGCCCGACUCAGAUCUUCGCAGAUGGCACGACCGAGGAGAAGGGCGAGAACGCUCGCCUCUCUGCCUUUGUCGGCGCCAUCGCCGUCGGUGACCUGGUGAAGAGUACGCUCGGCCCCAAGGGCAUGGACAAGAUCCUGCAAUCCGGCUCUACUGGUGAAAUCAUGGUUACAAACGACGGCGCGACUAUCCUCAAGUCCAUUGCUCUCGAUAACGCGGCCGCGAAGGUGCUUGUCAACAUUUCCAAGGUGCAGGACGACGAAGUCGGUGACGGCACUACAUCCGUGGCUGUUCUCGCCGCCGAGCUGCUGCGCGAGGCCGAGAUUCUCGUCAACAAGAAGAUCCACCCCCAGACCAUCAUUGAGGGUUACAGAUUAGCAAGCCAAGCUGCCCUGAAGGCGCUGGAGAACGCUGCCGUCGACCGCAGCAACAACCCCGAGGCUUUCCGCAAGGAUCUGGUUGCCAUCGCCAGGACUACGUUAAGUUCCAAGGUCCUUGCCCAGGACCGUGAUCAGUUUGCCGAGCUCGCUUGCGAUGCCGUCCUGCGCCUGAAACAGUCAUCGGACCUCAGCCACAUCCAGAUCAUCAAGAAGGCCGGCGGCAAGCUCAGCGAUUCGUACCUUGACGAAGGCUUCAUUCUCGACAAGAAGAUUGGUGUCAACCAGCCCAAGCGACUCGAGAAUGCCAAGAUCCUCGUCGCCAACACGUCUAUGGACACGGACAAGGUCAAAAUCUUUGGCGCUCGCGUCAAGGUCGGUUCGACGAGCAAGCUGGCCGAGCUUGAGAAGGCGGAGAAGGACAAGAUCGAAGGCCAAGAUGCCGGCAUCAUGUCGAUUGAGCAUGCCGACUUUGAUGGUAUCGAGAGGCUGGCGCUGGUCACUGGCGGCGAGAUCACUUCCACUUUUGACCACCCCGAGCAGGUUCAGCUGGGUCACUGCGACCUGAUUGAGGAGGUCAUCAUCGGCGAGGAUACUCUGGUCAAGUUCUCUGGCGUCGGCGCGGGCGAAGCUUGCACCAUUGUUCUGCGCGGUGCGACCGACCAGCUGCUGGACGAGGCGGAGCGCAGCUUGCACGAUGCCCUAGCCGUGCUGUCACAAACAGUCAAGGAGCCCAGGACAACGCUAGGCGGCGGGUGUGCCGAGAUGGUCAUGGCCAAGGCUGUUGAGGGCGCCGCCACCCGUGUCGAGGGCAAGAAGCAGAUGGCUGUGUCCAGUUUCGCCACGGCGCUCAGGCAACUGCCGACUAUUCUUGCCGACAACGCGGGUCUGGACUCGGGUGAGCUGGUGGCACGUCUUCGAAAAGCCAUUUACGACGGCAUGACCACCUACGGCCUCGACCUGAUGUCGCCUGGGGGUGGCGUUGCUGAUAUGCGGGAUCUUGGCGUCGUAGAGAGCUAUAAGCUGAAGAAGGCGGUGGUGUCCUCCGCAACUUCUCCUCCGAGUCGACGACAUUAUCCGCGCAGCGCCGAGGAGGCGGGAGCGCGCUUAGACGGGUGA
Messenger RNA from Verticillium alfalfae VaMs.102, 1506 nucleotides. RefSeq names its product T-complex protein 1 subunit beta. The transcript is spliced from 5 exons. Gene Ontology annotation, biological process: protein folding. Gene Ontology annotation, cellular component: chaperonin-containing T-complex; cytosol. The record is from RefSeq and is a predicted model, not a curated record. Gene Ontology annotation, molecular function: ATP hydrolysis activity; ATP-dependent protein folding chaperone; ATP binding. The coding region runs from base 1 to 1506 and encodes 501 amino acids. Lineage: Eukaryota; Fungi; Ascomycota; Sordariomycetes; Glomerellales; Plectosphaerellaceae.